Molecule: messenger RNA, 3211 nt
Organism: Epinephelus lanceolatus (giant grouper)
Lineage: Eukaryota; Metazoa; Chordata; Actinopteri; Perciformes; Serranidae
Source: RefSeq, a predicted model, not a curated record
AUGAUGAAGAGAAACCUCAGUCUGAGGGACACCACUGUAGAGGACCGGGACCAAGACCAGGACCAGGACCAGACAGGAACUCAGGAGGCUGAUGGACAGGAUAGUGGAGGACCAGAACCAACCAGGAUCUCUGAUCCAGAUAUACAUUUACGACCAGAUACUGAUGACAGGACUAGAGACCGUAGUGUUGGAGUGACUGUCAACUGCCGUGGACAUUGGAAGGAGCAUAAACCAACCUGCUUCUGUAGGGAUUCAGGGCUGGAGGAAGACCUGGACUUGGAACAGGGACGCUGCCCGUUGCCCACUUUGAUCAGAGAGGAGGAACUGUGGAGCAGUCAGGAGGGAGAGCAGCUUCAAGGGCUGGAGGAGGCUGAUAUCACCAAGUUCACAUUCACUCCUGUCCCUGUGAAGAGUGAAGAUGAUGAAGAGAAACCUCAGUCUGAGGGACACCACUGUGGAGGACCAGGACCAGGACCAGGACUAGACGAGGACUCAGAUCCAUAUUUAGAACCAGAUAUUGAGGAUGAGAAGCCUGAUGAUUCUUUAGUCGCCGAGAUUGAAGUCAGUGUUGAUGAUUGGAAAGAGACAAGAGAACCUCAGUCUGGUCUGGACACUCUGGAAAACAAUGACGUCCCUGUUGGUGAUUCGAAAUGUGAUGCGGAUGAGAAACCCUUCAGCUGCUCUGAGUGCGGGAAAAGAUACGGCUUCAAGUGGCACCUGAACCGACACAUGGGCUCUCACACAGGAGAGAAACCGUUCAGCUGCUCAGUUUGUGGUAAAUCCUUCAGCGACAGUGGGAGACUGAAGAUACAUAUCAACACUCACGUGGUUAAAAAACCAUUCAACUGCUCCGUCUGUGGGAAAAAUUUUUUGCGCAAGCCUUAUCUGAAGAGACACAUGACGACUCACACAGGAGAGAAACCAUUUAACUGCUCCAUGUGUGAUAAAGGAUUUUUGUGUCGGCCGCAUUUGCAGAGACACAUGACGAUCCACACAGGGGAGAAACCGUUCAGCUGCUCCAUGUGUGAUAAAGCUUUCAGUGAGAGCGGAACACUGAAGGUCCACAUGAAAAGUCAUGCUGAAACAAAACCGUUCAGCUGCUCCGUGUGCGGGAAAGCUUUUAGCGAUGGCGGGACGCUGAAGGUGCACAUGAGGAUUCACACGGGAAAGAAACCAUACAACUGCUCAGUGUGUAGUAAGAAAUUUUUGUGUAAGGCAUAUCUGAAGACACACAUGAAAAUCCACUCAGGAGAGAAACCAUUCAGUUGCUCGGUGUGUAACAAAAGAUUCUUGUGUAAGUCGCACCUGAACAGACACAUGACUGUUCACACAGGGGAGAAACCUUUUACUUGCUCUGUGUGUCACAAAGCGUACAGCGAAAACGGGAAACUGAAGUUACACAUGAAAACCCACACGGGAGAGAAACCGUUCAGCUGCUCAGUGUGUGAAAGAAGAUUUUUAUGUAAGACGUAUCUGAUUCGGCACAUGGCGACUCACACAGGAGAGAAGCCGUUUAGCUGUUCUGUGUGCAGCAGAGCUUUCAGCGACAACGCGAAGCUGAAGUUCCACAUUAAGACCCAUACAGGGGAGGAGCCUUUCAGCUGCUCGAUGUGCGAUAAAAAAUUUCUGUGCAAGGCGUAUUUGAUACGACACAUGACCACUCACACCGGAGAGAAACCGUUCAGCUGCUCUUUCUGUGGCAAAGGUUUCAGUGAAAGAGGAAAUCUGAAGAGUCAUGUGAGGAUUCACACGGGAGAGAAACCAUUCAGCUGCUCCGUGUGCCAAAAAGCAUUUGCACAGAGUGCGAGUUUGUCCACGCACAUGAGAACCCACACAGCAGAGAGACCAUUCAGCUGCAGAGUCUGCGACCAGAGAUUCACUUCAUAUAAACUUCUCAGGACCCAUCAGUGCGUUGGGCAUCAAGCGUCAGUAGAGAUCAGAGAGGCGGAGUCUGCGGCCAGCAGCUCAACAUUACACAUAAAACAAGAAGCUGAUGGAGAGGACUGGGGAGGCCCAGAACCAGCCAGGAACACAGAGCUACAUUUAAAACCAGUUCCUGAUGUUGAGACCGGAGACUGUUCUGAAGUUGAGACUGACGACAGUGGUGAUUGGAGGGAGACCAGAGAACCUCAGUCAGGUUUAGAGUCUCUGACAAACUAAGCCCCCGUCAGUGAUUCAAGAGAAACUAUUGAUGCAGCUGGCAGAGGACUUUGAAGGACCAUAGUCAGCCAGGAACUCACAUUUAGGAUUAAGAAUUAAUGACGCAGACCGGCCUCAUGCUCAGAGUGAGAUCAGGUUUUCACUGCAGUGUCAUUCGACUCUCCUUUACUGGUGAAAAACGAAGUUCUGAUAAUUCAGUGAUAAACACGUUUAUUUUUCGGCACGAUGGUGUAGUGGGUAGUAUAGUAGCCUCACAGCAAGAGGGUUCCUAGUUCGAGCUCUUCUGUGUAGACUUUGCUGUUCUCCCUGUGUCAGCGUGGGUUUUCUCCAGGUGCUCCAGCUUCCUUCUACAGUCCAAAGACAUGCAGGUUAAUUGGUGAUUCUAAAUUGUCCGUAGGUGUGAAUGUGAGUGUGAAUGGUUGUCCCUGCUUCGUGCUCAAUGUCAUCUGAGGUAGGUACAGCCAUCCCGCAAACCCAAACAGGAUAAGUGGUUAUGGACAAUGAAUGAAUGAAUCCUUCACAAUAAACUUAAUGAGAUGGUAAAAUAAAGCCGAUAUCUAGGUGAGAAACUUUUUUUUAGUCCUCUUUAAAACUUUAAAUAUGCCUUUUGGUCUCCUGCAGACAGAUGUCAGUAGAGUCUUGCAACACACACAACUUGUUUUAGAAGGGGGGUCAUUGGGUGUUACUGCGGUCAGCGAGAUGUUACCACUACCCGCUGAGGGGGGGCAGCCAGACUUUUGGACCUACUCCAGAGAAGGUCCAAAAGAACAUCUUGGUGUGGCACAGUGUGUCUUAUCUGACAAUGGAAACAGAAAUCUGUUUUUGUGUUGCGAUACGCCUUGCAUUUCUGCACGAUAAGCGCCUGGCAUUUUUGCCCGAGUGCUCUGAACUCCUUGAGUUGAAAAAACUUAAGCUCAGAGCAGAAAAGUGCCCCAUGUCAUCUCUUUUUUCGUAAUCUUUUCCUCCAUUGUCCAGUGGGAUGAUGUGAGAGGCGGGGCUUCUGUGGUGGUCACAACAACAAGUGUACAGUUGGUAAACAAUGGAGGAGAAA